CCAUUCCCGCGGCUUGGACGCCAUUCCGUCUGUCAUUUACAUAUUGAAAAAAUUAAUUGAAAAGCUUCUCGUGUUUAGUCUCUCUGCAUCGAUUCUUAGUGUUCAGACAACCGAAGCAUGUACUCUUCCAUUCCAUAAUUCCCAUUCCAAUAUAAGAUUUGAGUUUCUCUCCAGGGUUUGUUUAUAAUUUUAAUGGCUUCUGCCGGAGUUACCUCGUAUCGAGAUCGGUCGUCGGAAUUCCGGUUAUUGUCCGAAAGAUUGAAGAAGAUCGAAGGACCGGCAGCUGUGAACGGAACGGGGAAUGACCUGGAGACGUCAAAUGCAUCGCGGGCAAGCUCUUCUCGAUCCGAAUUCAAAAAGAAUGCAUCGAGGAUUGGUCUGGGGAUCCAUGAGACAUCUCUCAAGAUCUCGAGACUUGCUAAAUUGGCCAAAAAGUCAUCUAUGUUCGAUGAUCCUGUUGUGGAAAUACAGGAACUUACUGCUUUGAUAAAAGAUGAUAUUACAGCACUCAACAUAGCAGUUUCAGAUUUACAAACUCUUCAGAACUUGGAAAUAGCUGAUGGGAACUAUUCCAAGGAUCGAGUUAUCCAUGGAACUACUGUUUGCGAUGACCUUAAGAACAAGCUUAUGGCAACUACAAAACAGUUUCAGGAUGUAUUAACUGCAAGAACAGAGAAUGUCAAGGCUCAUGAAAACAGGAAACAGAUCUUCUCUACCAAUGCAUCUAGAGAAAACCCUUUUCUGCAAAAAAGUCAUACACAGACUGUGACCGAACCACCUCCGUGGUCUAAUAAAUCUAAUCCAUCUUCUGUCUUGCCACCAUCAGUAGUGCCAUCUACUGGACUUCAAAAUGGAAACCAGCUGCGGCGAAGGUUGGCUACAGACACUUCUCCAACCCAGCAUAUGGAUGUGUCCAUGUUACAAGAAGUUAUUCCUCGGCGAGAGAACUAUACACAGAGCCGUGCACUUGCUUUGCAAAAUGUGGAGUCAACAAUUUCUGAGCUGGGUGGGAUUUUUACACAUUUGGCUACAAUGGUAGCACACCAGGGAGAACUGGCAAUAAGGAUUGAUGAUAACAUGGAAGAGUCAUUGGUGAAUGUAGAAGGUGCUCACAGUGCCCUUCUGAAGCAUUUGAAUCGGAUAUCUUCAAACAGGUCGCUUUUAAUUAAGAUUUUCGCUGUUCUGAUAUUUUUCUUGAUCGUAUUCAUCUUCUUCAUGGCAUAAUAUAUAUUGUUCAAGAAAUGUGUAGUCACUGUGCACCUCGACUUCCUGGGUUCCUUUUUGUUCAUGCAUUAAGCUGGUCAGGAGCCACAUUGUCAGCUAUUAGAGAGGCCACUUAAUGGAGAAGAGAUGACUGUGUUCUGCAAGCUACUCUGUCACUAUUGUUACAUACAUUAUACUGCAUCCCUUAAAGGAGGUUUGUUAGUUACCCCUGUUCUACAAGUCC
Telopea speciosissima is the source of this 1447-nucleotide messenger RNA. Its product is annotated as syntaxin-31. Gene Ontology annotation, cellular component: SNARE complex; Golgi membrane; endomembrane system. Gene Ontology annotation, molecular function: SNARE binding; SNAP receptor activity. NCBI's taxonomy places the organism in Eukaryota, Viridiplantae, Streptophyta, Magnoliopsida, Proteales, Proteaceae. Bases 193 to 1224 code for a protein of 343 amino acids. The transcript has 6 exons. The record is from RefSeq and is a predicted model, not a curated record. Gene Ontology annotation, biological process: endoplasmic reticulum to Golgi vesicle-mediated transport; vesicle fusion; intracellular protein transport.